AUGUCAUUGUGUGGAUGGCUGGAAGUGAUUCAGGAUGUAUUCAGGAACUGCCUGAGGAGGAGAGAUGUGGGGUUGAUCAGUCAGUUACAGGAGUUGGACCGACAGAUCAGUGACCUGCGACUGGACACAGAGUGGUCACUGGACCGCGUGGAGACGGACAGCCGGCCGAGCUCAGGUUUUUAUGAGCUGAGUGAUGGGGUGUCCUGCUCUCUUUCUAACUCGUCCAACUCCGUGUUCAGCGAGUGUUUGUCCAGCUGUCGCUCCAGCAUCUGUUUCUGCACCGCCCUCGACUCCUCCCUCUGUCCCGCCUUCAACUCUACCCCUCGCCCCGCCCUUGAGUCUCCCCUCUACCAGGCCGGCGCUCGGCAGCAGUCCACAGAUGACCUGGUUGGUUGUGUGUUGGGGGAGUUGUCUGAUGAUCAGGACUCCUCUAGAAUGCUUCGUCACUCCCUCUCAGCCCCACAUGCCUCCCCCCCAGACUGCCAGUCUAAGUUCCAGUUUGAACUGGUGGACAGGAAGUCCAGUGAUGUGUUCAUCUGCCCCACCUUCCUCAACAUACUGAAACCAGAGCAUCCGCCUACUCCUGCUCCUGCUCUUGUACCCCAGAGCUCCUCCUGGCCAGCUUCCUCCUCUUCUUCAUCCUCUUCCUCCUCCUCUUCCUGUCAGACUCCUCAGAAGCGUCUGGACGGUUACAUCUACACUCUGCUGCAGAGGAGAGCUGGGCCCAUCCGAACCUGCAGACCCAGAACCACCAUCAGCACCGACCCCUCCAAGAGCAUCUUGAGACCGGCUGGUCUGUCAGGGAGACAGCCCCCUCUUCCUCCUCCUCCUGCUCACCCAGCUCAGGGAACGCUGAGGAGGUCAGAGGUGCGACCUGGCUGGCUGGCCGGUGGAGUUCAGGAGAUGGGAGGAUGCCAGAACAACAGUCAUGUGACACCAAAUGACUUGCAGAUAAUGAACGGCAGUUUGACACAAACACAAAGUGGCUCCCAUGUUGGUAAUGGAGGUUUGCAAAUUGGCCACUUUCUCAACAACAAGGACAUUAAUACAAAUUGUAAUAGUCUGUCAAAAAAGACAGGUUCUCCGUCAGGAAACAAAAGACUAGCACCGACCUCUACGGACACUCUGCUUCCUGAGCUAUCCAUUCCUGGAGUUGUCUCCUCCUCCAAAGACACAAAGCAGCCAUCUUGUUCUGUAGCAUCCACCACUGGCCAAGAACCUCUAAAACCCCCUCAAAGCACCAAAACCCAAUCAGCAACACCCAGAAAGAGCCCCAAGCCCCUCCCAUCUGGCCUAAUGGGGAUAAAUGAUAGGCCAGUGCCAGAACUCAUCAGUUUAGCCUCCUCCUACCAGAGCCAGAAUGAAGGGGGUAGGGCUGGGGCAGGUCACAAUGUCCGCACUGAGUACAUCCUCUCGCAGCAGCUGAGCGGUAAGCUCCGGAAGCGCAGCGGGAAGAAUGUUAAGGUCAUCAAGGGGAGGACUGCUGUGGUGAUGCAGCGAGGGCGGGGCUCUAAACAUGUUGAUUCUGUGUCACAGACACUGUCAGUCAGAAGAGACAAACAGAACCACAAGUCUACUACAAAGAAAACAUGUCUUCCAGAAUACCAGAGCUCCACCCACCAAAAAGUCUCCAUGAGAGCUGCAGCCGGGAUGUCCUCCUCUAGAAUCAAACGCAUCCCUGUACCGAUCCCAGAAGGCCAAGUUCUAGAUGGACACUCCACCGCCGCCAUGAGUUGCAGAGCUGGAGUAUCCAGGCCACAUCACCAAGGUCUCCAUGGAAAUCACCAUCAACAUCAUCACCAAGGACGGGAAGCGGUGGCGGUCAUCGCUAAACCAAAACAUAAACGGAGCGACUACCACAGGCUGCGGGGGAUCACCGAGCUCCAGUAUGACGAGGCAUUCCGCCGUGCUCAGCGCCGCCACCGGAGGGCACUACUGAGCCAGACCACGGCAAACAUGUGCCUGCCCUCUGAGGGGCAGCACAGCAGCCCCUACUCCUACGUGGGGGGGAGCGACUCUGAAUAUUCAGCCGAGUGUGCCUCCCUCUUCCACUCCACCAUCGUAGACACCAGCGAGGACGAGCAAUCCAACUACACCACCAAUUGCUUCGGAGACAGCGAGUCCAGCGCCAGUGAGGCGGAGUCGGUCACUACCUCCACCAGCAACUCCCAGGAGAGUGGAGGAGGGGCGGGGGGGAAGGGAAGGAGCAGGAAUCAGGCAGGGGCCAUCAGGUCAGGGACAGGAGGGCAGGAAAUGAGCCCAGCUCCGAACAAGACCUUUGUUAAGAUCAAAGCGUCUCACAACCUGAAGAAGAAGAUCCUGAGGUUCAAAUCUGGUUCGCUCAAACUCAUGACCACCGUAUGAGGAAACAGUAACCAGACCAGUUUCGUGCUGUAGCCAGACCGGCUCUGCUGUUAUGACUCUGGUCCAGAACCCUCUGCUUGCCUGAACAGGUCAGCUCCAUACUGAAGCAGACUUUGGAGGAGAGAUUGAAAAAAACAAUGUGAGGUUAAAGAUCUUUCUACACUGACAUCUGUCACCUUCUCCUUCUGAAAUGUGAAUGUGGAAACAAAAUUCCCUGCUGUGUCUCAACACCUUAACCAGCGUUUUGGAAUAAACCCUUUAACUCCUGUUGGAGGUAGAUCUCAUCAUCUCUGUGAGAUCGGAUCAUCUCAUCGGUCCCAGGGAGAUUAUAUCAGAACACUCUCCUCUUCCUCCCCCCUGUAGAAACCCGUUCAAGCAUGAGUGAAUCUCCUUCCAGCUCACAGGAACCACACAUAGUCUUUGUUUUCUGGGGAAACAGGAAGUGAUGAUGUCAAUAUCUUUUACUCUGGCGGCUGACCAGACUCUCUGGUACCAGCAGACAUCUUUCACAAAGACUCAUCCUCAGAUCUUCCACGGGGAGCGAUGAGGGCUAGUUGGUGAUCCAGGCGGAAGCUACGUGCUCAUAUGGAAGUCAUUGUAAAUGGAAUCAGAGGAAUCCGGGGUUCCCACUCUUUUUAGGAAAUCAUUUUCCAUGACUUUAUCUUGGACAUCCGGACAUUGUUGACAGAAGGUCAUAUUGUUCAGUAUUAACUAUCAGUGGGAGUCUCAACAGUCUCUACAUGGACUGUGUGACUGAACACACCGCCCAGACUUCACACACUGAUGUCACAUCUCAACACUAACACAUGGAGACCAUCAUCACAUCUCAGAUAAAAGCUACAUAGAAAUAUCCCAUCUCAGUGGUUAACGAUACAAUACAACACAAUACAACACAAUACGAUACAAUACGAUACAAUACGAUACAAUACGAUACAACACGAUACAAUACGAUACAAUACAAUACGAUAUGAUACAAUACGAUACGAUAUGAUACAAUACGAUACAACACGAUACAAUACGAUACAAUACAAUACGAUAUGAUACAACACGAUACAAUACGAUACAAUACGAUACAACACGAUACAAUACGAUACAAUACAAUACGAUAUGAUACAAUACGAUACAACACGAUACGAUACAAUACAAUACAACACAAUACGUUGCCUAACUUUGUAAUUUUCCAUGACCUCCACAUUAUUUCCAGGACAUUUGAUCCGUGUUAUAAUUUUCCAGUUGUUUUCAUGGCGGGAAAACUGCUCCUUGAAUUUCCAGGGUUUCCAGGAUCUUGUGGGAACCCUGGGAUCAGCUGUCAUGUCCAGUGGAGAUGGGUCAGUUGGUUUGGGUAAAACCUGGUUCUGGGUGAAAAUAAAGACAGUUCAGAAGCCGUCUUCUUCUCCUUCUGCACUUUGAGACAGA
This is a messenger RNA of Lampris incognitus (smalleye Pacific opah), 3780 nucleotides long. RefSeq names its product dishevelled-binding antagonist of beta-catenin 1 (gene dact1). Gene Ontology annotation, biological process: regulation of Wnt signaling pathway, planar cell polarity pathway; negative regulation of JNK cascade; negative regulation of canonical Wnt signaling pathway. Lineage: Eukaryota; Metazoa; Chordata; Actinopteri; Lampriformes; Lampridae. The transcript is spliced from 4 exons. Gene Ontology annotation, cellular component: cytoplasm. The coding region runs from base 1 to 2364 and encodes 787 amino acids. The record is from RefSeq and is a predicted model, not a curated record.